GGGCCAGUGUCCUGCUCCUAGCUGUGGUCUAACUCCCUCCUCUCUGCCACUACACCCCACGGACAGACGGGCAGCGGCCAAGCCAAGCCGCCACCAUGAACGACAUCUACAAAGCAGCGGUAGAGCAGCUGACAGACGAGCAGAAAAACGAGUUCAAGGCGGCCUUUGACAUCUUUAUCCAGGAUGCGGAGGACGGCUGCAUCAGUACCAAGGAGCUGGGCAAGGUGAUGAGGAUGCUGGGGCAGAACCCCACCCCCGAGGAGCUGCAGGAGAUGAUCGAUGAGGUGGAUGAAGAUGGCAGUGGAACUGUGGACUUUGAUGAGUUCCUGGUGAUGAUGGUGAGGUGCAUGAAGGACGACAGCAAAGGGAAAACAGAGGAGGAACUGUCAGAUCUCUUCUGCAUGUUUGACAAGAAUGCGGACGGCUACAUAGACUUGCAGGAGCUGAAGGUAAUGCUGGAGGCCACAGGGGAGGCCAUCACUGAGGACGACAUUGAGGAGCUCAUGAAGGACGGAGACAAGAACAACGAUGGGAAAAUCGACUACGACGAGUUCUUAGAGUUCAUGAAAGGAGUAGAAUAAAGAACAUCAAUAGAAGACAGAGUUCCCUGGCCCUUGAUGAUAUUUUUGUGUUUCACUUCAACAUCACAGACAUCUGGAGGCUGACUGUUGGAUGUCAUUGGCAGAACUUCUGAAUGACUUGCAAGAUUUAGUUGAAUAAUCAAUCUAUCUAAUUGCUUACGUAUUUUUAGAACGACCAUUUCUUGCAUUGUUUUAAAUACAGUUUGUAACUCGUUUUGGUGUCCAUAGACUACAUUUGUUUAAAUGUAAGCAUUUAAACAUACCAAAUGCGACGUAGCCACAGUACAGACAAGGUAUAAUGCAAUGGUUGUAUGUUUAACAUAUUCUCUCAGGGCUAGUUACUCUGCUGGAAAGCCUGUGUUGGAUGUACCCACCAUACGUAUGCUUAGAAUGUACACUCAAGUAAUAAAUGAGUUAGCCAAAGCAA
Messenger RNA from Salvelinus sp. IW2-2015, 1008 nucleotides. RefSeq names its product troponin C, slow skeletal and cardiac muscles-like. Gene Ontology annotation, cellular component: myosin II complex. Gene Ontology annotation, molecular function: calcium ion binding. NCBI's taxonomy places the organism in Eukaryota, Metazoa, Chordata, Actinopteri, Salmoniformes, Salmonidae. The record is from RefSeq and is a predicted model, not a curated record.